This is a messenger RNA of Ostrinia furnacalis (Asian corn borer), 1250 nucleotides long. RefSeq names its product retinol-binding protein pinta-like. Gene Ontology annotation, molecular function: phosphatidylinositol bisphosphate binding. Lineage: Eukaryota; Metazoa; Arthropoda; Insecta; Lepidoptera; Crambidae. Gene Ontology annotation, cellular component: membrane. Bases 70 to 1017 code for a protein of 315 amino acids. The transcript has 7 exons. The record is from RefSeq and is a predicted model, not a curated record.
AUUAGAUCAACAAACGUCAGUGGUCAGUUGAUCUGUGUUCUGGUGUGGACGCGAAUUAGAUAAACAAGCAUGGAGGUGAUAUCAAAACAUCCUCUAAUAAAGGUGACUGCAGAAGACGUGAGGUCCACAAGAGGGUUCUACGACUUGAACGAUGUGAAGAGGAUCAACGAGAGCCUCGAUGUGAUUGAGGAGUGGCUGAAGAAGCAGGACCAUCUGGUUGAGGCCAGCAAAUUCCUCAAUCGAAGUUUCUUGGAGCGGGUGUUCAUCUUAGCUAGAGGCUCCAUAGAAGGAACGAAAACGAAACUGGACAAGCUCUUCACUUCCAGAGGUUUGAUGCCAGAAAUGUGUUUGAAUAAGACCGUGAAAGAAUUCGAGAAAUUGUGGAAUUGUGUAAACUAUGUGCCCCUCCCAAAACUGUGCCCUUCGGAUCAGAGCCGGGUCAUGGUGACGCAGUUCCUCACCGACAAGCUCGAUGACUUCUCUUUACUUUCUUACUUCAGAUUUAGUUUUAUGAUUGGAGAAUACAGGCUUCACUACGACUACAGUUUGUCUGAGAGGUACAUCAUAGAUCUGACGAAUUUGAACCAAAUGACGGUACUUACCAAGAUCAAUCCCAUAGUUGUAAGGAAAGCGGAAAUAUUGUGCUCUGAAGGCUACGGAACCAAAAUAAAAGGCAUCCAUCUCCUAAACGCUCCAUCUUACGUGGAUAAGCUAGUAUCGCUGCUGAAGCAAGCACUGAAACCCAAGGUAGCUGGAAGGCUGCAUGUCCACAACACAUACGAAGACCUCCACAAGCAUAUUCCUAAAGAAAUACUGCCUAAGGAGUAUGGUGGUGAUGAGACUUCUUGUGAAAAAUUAAGUGAACAAUGGAAAGAAGUCCUAAGGUCAGAAGAAGCUACGAGAAUAAUCUCCCAAUCAGACAAGCUGGUGUCAGACGAGUCAAAAAGGCAGUCGGCUGCUUUCAACGAAGAGUACCUAGGGAUGCCGGGUUCAUUUAGAAAACUAAAUGUAGAUUAAAUGUAAAAAUAAAUGACAAUACGAUCGAGGUAACUGCGUGCCUCGCUGGAAUGCGACUCUCCCGCACAGCUCCCCGCGUUCGUCCUGUCCCGUAUCAGAUCGUCGAUGUGACGUCACGGGUGCCUGGUGCGAUGUGAGCAGUUAACUCGACCGGAUUGUAUUGAGUCAUGACAUUAAUUUGUGGUGGUAGGAAAAUUGUAAAUAAAUAUUUUAGUUGUAGGGCAAAGAAUAAA